Molecule: messenger RNA, 752 nt
Organism: Guillardia theta CCMP2712
Lineage: Eukaryota; Cryptophyceae; Pyrenomonadales; Geminigeraceae
Exons: 1
Source: RefSeq, a predicted model, not a curated record
ACGCGAUCCUGUGGCCACGCCAUCUGCAGCACGCAAACAAGUGGCUCCUCCCAGUCAUCCUUCUUGCUCGACGUCUCUUCGACACCUCGCUGCUCUUUAGCUUCAGUAUCGCAGUUCGCAGGACGUGAAAAGGUCAUCGUACACUUGCCUGCUCGAGUUCCGAAUUCGCCACAGUAUUACACCAACGGAAGUUUGCAAUGUGUUCUGCAAUGUCGAUUCAGGUCCAAGACUUUUGCUUCAUGUCCAUAGAUGCUUCUUUGGACUCUAAGCAGGAUGAGUCUGACGGAAUGAACUAUGGCAUCUUCUUCUUGGGAAGCGACUCCAGGAGCAACUAUGAUGGACAUACUUCGAAGAAUCAAACCUCACCAAUGCUCCACGAGAAGACUUCUGGAAAGGUUGAUCAUAGCUCGGAGUCUCAUGUGACCAUCUCUCUAUGUGAGGAUAUUUCCAAUUUGCAUGUGUCGUCAUGCGCCGCACCCGAGCAUUUCUUGACUUACAGUGCGAAAUACUCCAAAUAUCGUCCAUUUAGGAUUCAAUCCAGUGGAACUAAGGGAAUUUUGCUUGGCAACGUCAGAAAGGCACUGGAAAAAACUGUUGCCUCAAAGAGAAGUUCCGUGGUGAAGGGAGGCAAACAUGUUCACUAGAAAACUACAUGACCUUCAUUGUGAUUCUCUGCCUUCCCAUUUUUUCCUCCUUUCACACAUGUAUAUGUAUCUGUCCUGUACAACUGAAUUCAAUAAAUUGACAAUUUG